AUGCUCUUCCUGCCAGCGCUCCUCCUAUUCCUCCCUACGGCACACGCACAGCGCUCGAUCUUCGACUUCUACCGGGAGGUGUUGGAUAUCCCUUUCGGAGCUACCAGAGACAUCAAGUUCUUCGAGAAGGAGUACGACUUCAUCGUAAUAGGUGCCGGAUCUGGCGGCAGUGUCGUAGCCAAUAGACUCACAGAGAGGCCCGAUUGGUCCGUACUCCUCGUCGAAGCCGGUAAAGAAGAGAUUUUGAUCACCGAUAUUCCUCUAUUAGUUUCUUACAUCCUAAGCACCGAGUACAACUGGGGAUAUUCUACAGAGCCGCAAAAAGGCGCAUGCCUCAGCAUGAACUAUGGCAAAUGCAAUUGGCCCAGAGGUAAAGCAAUGGGUGGUACCAGUGUUAUUAAUUAUAUGAUUUAUACAAGAGGUUUCAAAGCUGAUUAUGACUUGUGGAAGUCACUUGGAAAUUAUGGUUGGGGAUACGAAGAUGUCCUGCCUUACUUUUUGAAGUUGGAGAAUAUCAAUAUACUUGGCCUUAAUAGAUCUAGAUACUACGGAAAAGGUGGUUACAUGAAUAUCGAAAGACCGAAAUGGAGGACUCCGUUGGCCAAAGCUUUUCUCGAAACUGGAAGAAAUCUCGGUUACCCGGUAGGUGAUAGAGAUAGCUUAAGCAAUGACGGUUUUUCCUAUGUCCUAACGACGACAAAAAACGGGGCGAGAAUGAGUGCUUCGAAAGCGUUCCUGAGGCCGAUAAGAGAUAGGAAGAAUUUACAUGUUUCGAAGAGAACGAAAGCCACCAAAAUAUUGAUAGAUAAAAGAACUGGCAGAACUGUUGGAGUAGAAGUUGUGAAAAACAGGAAAAAAUACGUUAUACGUGUGAGAAAGGAAGUGAUCUUGUCCGCUGGGAGUUUAAAUUCGCCACAACUCCUUAUGUUGUCUGGGAUCGGUCCCAGUGAGCAUCUUCGGCAACUGGGGAUACCAGUUAUAAGAGAUUUGAAAGUGGGUUACAAUCUUCAAGAUCACGUAUCUAUGGCCGGAUUGGCCUUCUUCAUCAAUGAUACCAUCUCCAUUGUCGAAGAUAGGUACAGGAAUCCUCGUUAUAUCAUCGACUACUGGCUGAAUGGCAAGGGACCAUAUACUCUUCCGGGUGGCGCUGAAGCUCUGGCAUUCUACGAGACCAAGUACAAUCAUAGAUCUGGUCACCCAGAUAUCGAGCUCGUCUUCGGUCCUGGGGCCUUUACAGGUGACAUCGGUGGCUCGAUUAGAAAAAGUUACAACAUGAAUGAGAGUUUCUACGAAGCGGUGUACAGGCCCUUCGAAGGGCGAGACGCCUACAACAUCGUCCCAGUCCUGCUCCAACCUCGUAGUAGGGGAAGGGUACUACUCCGUUCGAAGGACCCUUUCCAUUGGCCAUUACUUUAUGCCAACUAUUACACCGACAAAAGGGACCUUCUUACGAUGGUCGAAGGGAUAAAACAGGCUUCCGCCAUGAGUCUCCAAGCAGCUUUAGGCUGUUCUCUUAAAGCCAGUGAGCACGUAGCUUACAACCGGACGAUAUCAUAA
Molecule: messenger RNA, 1557 nt
Organism: Nezara viridula (southern green stink bug)
Lineage: Eukaryota; Metazoa; Arthropoda; Insecta; Hemiptera; Pentatomidae
Source: the annotation of a GenBank genome assembly